Molecule: messenger RNA, 5116 nt
Organism: Musa acuminata AAA Group (dessert banana)
Lineage: Eukaryota; Viridiplantae; Streptophyta; Magnoliopsida; Zingiberales; Musaceae
Product: GEM-like protein 4
Exons: 5
Coding region: 4256-4945 (229 amino acids)
Source: RefSeq, a predicted model, not a curated record
GUUUUUUAGGAUUUUCUUAAACGAAGAUGAAAGAAAAAUAUCAAUUGUUUUAAGUGAGAGUGUACAGAGCGAAUUAAUAGUGUUGGAUCUUCUUGGGAAUUUCGGAUGCCCUUGUGCUUGUCGAGUGGUGCGCCCUUCUGCAAUGCUUGAAAUGCUUGCAUACAGCUUUUUUGGGCGUGAUUUCUGUCUCUCAAUCCUGAUGCCAUUCGACUUGUGGUGUUCAAGAUUUAGCAUCCGACAGCUACACUGAGGGAUUCAGCGAAUUUAGAAUAAUUAGGUUCCUCCGGUCUUGCAUUUGCAAGCUUUUCUUGGGUGAUUCUGGGAAUCCUCUUGCAAGCGUAUGAUCUGUUUGCUAAAUUGCCGAGGUGGCGAUGGAGGAAGCAAGAUGCAAUUCGUCGUGGACUAGGGAGCAGGAAAAGGCAUCUGAGAGUGUUCUAGCAGCUUACCCUGAGGAUUGCAGCACACGGUGGGAGAAAAUCGCUCUUGCUUCUUGUAGAGGAUGUCAAUGGCAUCGAGUCUGAACGAGUCCCUUUGCCAUGCCCACUCAUCUUCCUCGGAAGGUGGUGACCCGGCCAACGAAGAUGGCAUUGUAUAGACGGGAGGGCACUCUCAUGAUGAUGAUUCUGGCCGUUGGUGGGAAAGCAUCAACGUCUGCUCAAGAAUGCAGGAAAGGAAUAACAUGGACUAAAGAUGAGCACAGGUAAAAUCAUACGAUCUUUUUCUUGAUGACAUGAACAUAGUAGCCAAGAUUAAAUGCUUGUAUAUGACAUGGUUGUCUCUUUUCUCCACAAAUGUUCCGUUUUUUCUUUCUAUUUUUUCCUUUUUAAGAAAAUUCUCUAUGCAUGUUCUGGGCUUAGACUCUAGAUGUUUUGCAUCAUUAAUUUCUGACGGUAAAUAACAGUCUUUGGUAGACAUAUUAGUUUGUGGUUUCAUGGCAUUGGCUUCCCAUAUAUGCUGCAAGUUACCUUAACACUCGUUCAAUGCUAAUGAUUUUCUUCACUUUGAAUCAAUCAAGUUCACUGUUUUAUUUUUUGGCAUCCUUCUUGUAGCAGCGAGAGCCAGACAGUAUAUAUGGUUGUCUUACCAUAGUUUUUUGUUUCUUCAAACAUUAAGCUUUUUAUUGAAUAUUUUUAGUUCUUUAUCCUUGGUAUAAUUUUGUAGAUUCUAUUCAGAAAUGUUUCUUGAACUUUUAAUUUUUGUCAGAGUGGAAACUCGAACAAGUAGUUGUACAGUAAUAACCAGUAUGUAAAGUAAGCAAUGGGUUUUUGGAUGCUUCCCCAGUCAUCUUGGCCUUUUGUGUUUCUUCAAGUUCUUUGGGUCGUCAUUCUCUAUCUUGAUUGUAUGAUGUUGUCUAAUUGAAACGAGUAAUAGAUGAAGAAUAAAAGAAUAAAUAUAGAUGACAGUUAAAUUUUAAGUCGCUGUUCCAACAGAAAGCAGAUGUUCAGCAAUACAAUCUUUCAGUCAAUUUUACUCUACCUGAUAUAGUGUAUAACUGUAUAUACAAAGGCCAUCAGCCUCUGGUUUUCAGUGUCAUCUUCUUUUUUCCUCAAAGGCUUAACGUUGACAGCAAAAAUGUAAACGAACAGUAUGAUCCUUUAACAGUUUUAUGAUUGAAUUUUCUUUUAAAGAAAUUAAAAUUUGGAAAAAUCAAUCUUCCUUUCUUCUUAUAUAGAGAUAUUAAUGUGGAUGUAAUCUGGUUUAUAUGGUGAGGUAGCUUAUAUUUGAAUAAGGUUGAUCUGUAUAGAAAUUGUUAGUAUUGUUAACUAAACAUGAUGUCCAGAAAACUGUCAUUUAUAGUUUAACAUUCAGUAAAUUAUGUAUGGUUCCCUUACAAUCUGGAUUACCAUUUGACACAUUUGACGUGACUUCUAGACUGAUAUAACCUUACUCCUAAAUUUGAUCUCACAAUUAUUUUAUUAUUUAAUUCCCUGAGAAGUGGUUCUCACAUUUUUUUCCCACGAAAAUCUUAUAGCAAUGUCACAAAAUAUUUUGAUCCAGCUUCUUUGUUGCAUCUCUAUUCACUUCCAGCAUUGCCUAUUAAGCAAUAAAUAUUUUUGUAAAAGUUCAGGCAAAGUUUUUCUUAUCAUCUAGGUUAUAACUGCAACUACUUAUAUAAACUAACAAUCUUGCCUUAUUUUCAACAUAUUAUUUCUUCUUGGACUUGAAAAGUAUGGAAAAGGUGAUCAGAGGAGCAUUUCCCGGAACUUUGUUAUCUCAAGAACACCUACAGAAGUUGCAAGCCAUGCACAUAAAUGUUUUAUUCGAUUAAACUCAAUUAAUAAAGACAGGAGACGAACAAGAAUCCAUGAUAUCACCACUGUGAUGAAUGGAGAUACAUCACCAGUCAAAUUGAUGCCUCUCUGUAAGCUGCAGGGUAGUCUGCAAAAAUUCUUUUCAAUCAUCUGCCGACCUCUUAUUCCUGCAGUACGCACACCAGUAAAUCUUCCUGUUCCUGCUGCAUCCCCUAUGGUCUAUCCAUUCCAAACCCCAUUUUCUGGUGCCGUAGUUUCUGCGCCCCUGUGAGCAUCCCCCCGGCUACCUAUCAAAUGCCUCCCUGAUCAUCUAUUAGCUAAGUACAUAAAACCUCAAUGUAGAAAAGAAUGGCACAUCUGCUACUUGCAUCUACUUCAUAACACUGUCAAAUAAGCUUAGAGCUUCAAGCACAAAUUUCCGUAAUCGUGUUUGGUAGUUGUACAAUUGCUUGUUUACUUACUGAAUCAUGUAAAAAAAAGCUAUAAUAGAGGAAACUAUUGAUACAGGAAUACAAUAUGCAGUAGUUAUGGCAGUCAAAAUAGAAAAGAGCAGCUUUUUCUGUGUUCCUUAUUCAGUCAAAUUCGAUGUUCUCAUUCAACCUGUUCGUGCAGUUCAUGCUGACAUAUUAGUGAAUCUGCAGAUCUUUUGUGUCUAGAUUAGGUUGCUUUUUGUAGUUUGUGUCUAAUUCAUAUUCCCAUGUGCUUAAUGCCUUGAAUACCAUAUAAAGUUACUUUGUGCAUUUUUUUCUUUUUGACUGAAAUAGUUAUGUGUAUAUUCAGCUUUGAUUUAUUUAAAGGAUAGGCAUGAGUGAUGUCAGAUCAUUGUCUUUUAGAAUUGAACACUACUUACUCUCUUGGCAAGAUAUCUGAAGUAAAUUGGUGACAUCCUAAUAAAUCAUUUUACUACUUUUAGUAUUGGUGCAUGAUUUUCUUUUUACUGCAUGAGCUGAUUUACAUUGAAUGUGUUUUUAAAAUUGGAUUGAUUCUAUCUGAUCCAAUUGCAUCUCUGAAAGACAACUUUUCUUCUCUUUUUUCUUUUCUGAACUUUGGAAACCGAUUACAUUAGCAUUCUAAAUCAGAAUAAUGGAAAUGUGACAAAAAUUUGUUUUACAUGUAAGAUCCUAUUAUGAUAGAGUCCUAAGAAACUUUUGAUAGAUCUUAUAGUGCAUCUAACUUUCACUAAGUGAUGCAAGUAUUAGUGGAAGAAAAUGGAAGCACUUUCCUUCCAUGGGAAGGCUGACUGAUCAUUCUCUGAUCUCAUUCAGUAUAUUCACUUUCCAGAUAGACAAAGAAAGUUAAUAUUGUCCCCUCUAGCUGAAAGAUUCAACAAAGCCACCACCAAAAAGACAGCAGAACAAGCUGCUGACUCAAUAAUGUGUCAGGCAUGAUGGGCAACCUUAAUAUGAUAGUUUAAGUGAUAACAAUAAAAAAGAAACUGGUGGUAUUCUGUUCAAUCUAAGCACAUGGAAUGUCCUUGAAUGAUAAAUGUGAUUAGCUCACAAUCCAGAGUUCUUUUCCUUUUACUGUUGCAAGCAGUUUUCUCUGGUUCAUGUCACAAGAAGAAAAAUCCAGUAUAGCUAAUUUCCUAGGUUGCUGUAAAUUACUUGGUGCUUCUCAAUAGUUGGAAAUUCCUGCAAUCCAUAAACAUUUUUUUAGAAUUUGAUUGGUUCAAUAAUACCACAAGUAGUGGAGAUGCCAGUACCUGGAAAUAGUGGAAACCCACUGCAAAGAUAAGUUCAGAAGAACUUUUGGUUCUUAUCCUUUUUACUAGGAUCAUGACUAUGCUUUUGUGCUAAAUGAGGUGAUGAGGACUCUCCUCUUUUUCUCUUCUUGCUUUAUUAGUAUGCCUUUAUAACCGAUGACAUUAGGAUGACUGUGCAUCACAACUCAAGAUGAUCAAUACAAAGUCACUUUGUCACCUUAUAAAAGCAGACUUGCUAGUCUGAUAGAAGCCAAGCAUCUCAGAUAGCAGUGUCGGUAAAAAACGUGAGCUUUAUUUCAACAUGAAGAUCCCAAACAGCAAUCAAGUGGCAGGAAUUCCAUUCAAGUCCCUUCAAACUGUUUCUGAAUCCAGAAGAUUAUGUCUUCAUUCUACCUCCUCUAGGUGCUCCCGGUACAAACAAAAAAAACUGGAUUUGGUGAUUGAUUGGAUGAGCAAGUUCAGCAAAAAAGCAGACGGCUACGCAAAAAGCAUUCGGGAUCAUGUGAACUUAGGCACAAACUUCUCGGAAACUUUGAAGGGAAAGUUCAGCCUAGGCGCGAAGAUUCUUAAAGCCGGAGGUGUUGAGUGUGUCUUCAGGAAAAAAUUCUGUGUCGAAAAAGGAGAGAAGCUGCUGAAGGCUUUCCAGUGCUAUUUGUCAACCACAGCUGGUCCCAUUGCGGGGCUGCUCUUUGUUUCCAAUAAAAAGCUUGCAUUCCACAGUGACAGAUCUCUCAGACUCAUCUCUCCAAAAGGAAACGUAACCAGAGUCCCUUACAAGGUUUUGAUCCCAGUAAAUAGGGUUAAAAGUGUCAGUCCAAGUGAGAGCUAUGACAAGCCUAACCAAAAAUUCAUUCAGAUUGUUACAGUGGAUGGAUUUGAGUUUUGGUUUAUGGGCUUCCUCAGUUACCAGAGAUGUUUCAAGUGUUUAAGACGAGCCAUGUCAGAAUCCCAAGUUGGAGUUUUGCAAUUGACUCAUUCGAUCGAAGUCUGAAGCCGUCUCUGCAUGUAUUCCACACACGAAUUCAGUAUAAUGUAAUUAUGAAGACUGAAUUCCUUUGUUUAUUUAUUGUCUUUGAAAAAGAAGAAAAUUAUAUUAAAUAUAAUUGAAAGAGAUAGAUCUGGUGAUGCCAAAAAAAAAAAAGAAGUGAUUCUUCACAUUUUU